Messenger RNA from Lasiodiplodia theobromae, 1521 nucleotides. Its product is annotated as Flotillin domain-containing protein. The transcript is spliced from 2 exons. Gene Ontology annotation, cellular component: plasma membrane. NCBI's taxonomy places the organism in Eukaryota, Fungi, Ascomycota, Dothideomycetes, Botryosphaeriales, Botryosphaeriaceae. Gene Ontology annotation, biological process: protein localization to plasma membrane. The coding region runs from base 1 to 1521 and encodes 506 amino acids. The record is from RefSeq and is a predicted model, not a curated record.
AUGCCUUGGUAUCAUGUGGCCGAUCCCAAUUCGUACCUCGUCGUCACCGGCGUCGGUAUCAAUGGGGUUAAGAUCGCGAAGAAGGCCUUCGUCUACCCCUUUCAGAAGUAUAUCACCAUCUCGGUCACGCCGUUCGACUUCUCCAUGAGCUUGACGGCCAUGACGAUCGAGAAGCUCAAGUUCUCGCUCCCGGCCGUCUUCACCAUCGGCCCCGAGGACACGAUUGAAUCGAUGACCAAGUACGCCGUGCUCCUCAGCGGCGAGUCGGACAGCGUGGCCGAGACCAAGGGCGGCGUGCGCAGCGUCGAGGCCGGCCGCAGCCACGUGCAAAACAUCGUCAAGGGCGUCAUCGAGGGCGAGACGCGCUCCAUCGUGUCGACCAUGACCAUGGAGGAGCUGUUCUCGGCGCGCAAGGUCUUCAAGCAGAAGGUCAUUGAAAACGUGCAGAGCGAGCUGGACCAGUUCGGCCUCAGAAUCUACAAUGCAAACGUCAAGGAGCUGCAAGACACGCCCGGCAGCGAGUACUUCGCCUACCUGAGCCGCAAGGCGCACGAGGGCGCCCUCAACCAGGCCAAGGUCGACGUGGCCGACGCGCGCAUGCGCGGUGAAGUCGGCGAGGCGGAGAAGCAGGGCAAGACGAAGCAGGAGAUUGCCAAGAUCCACGCCGCAACGGCGGUGCUGGAGACGGAGCGCAAGGGCGAAAAGGCCUCGGCCGACGCCAAGUUGACGGCAAAGGAGAUUGAGAUCGAGCAGAGCCUUAAUUUGGCCCGUAUCGACGCCACCCGCGCCGCAGAGAGCCGCGACACGGAGCUACAGCGUGACCUCGAGCGGAAGCGCGCCGAGAUGGAGCUGGAGCGCCUGCGCGCGACCACCGUCACCAAGGCCAAGAUCGAGCGCGAGUCGGCCCAGCAGCGCGCUGACGCCGAGCUGUACUCGCAGGAGAAGGCCGCCGACGGUGCGCAGUACCAGCAGCGCGCCGACGCCGAGGCCCACUACUACAAGAUCACCAAGGAGGCCGAAGCCGCGAACCUGCAGCGCCAGCGGGAGGCCGACGCCAACUACUACGCGCGGACCAAGGAGGCCGAGGCGAGCUUCUUCGCACGCAAGCGUGAGGCCGACGGUCUGAAGGAGAUGGCCUCGGCGUACGGCGAGCUCGCCAACGCGCUGGGCGGUCCACAAAACUUGCUGCAAUAUUUGAUGCUCCAAAGGGGGACUUAUGAGGCUCUGGCGCGCGAGAAUGCCCGCGCUAUCAACGGGCUACAGCCCAAGAUCAACGUCUGGAACACCGGCGCCCAGGGCGACGCGGCCGCCGACCCCACGGCGCCCAUCAGGAAUCUGUUCCAGAGCCUACCCCCGCUGCUCAGCACCAUCAACGACCAGACGGGCAUUUCGCCACCCAGCUGGUUGGCAUCCAUGGGCGACCAGCAGCAACAGGCACAACCCCAGCAACAGCAGCAGCAACAGCAGCAGCAGCAGCAGGAUGCGUUGGUGAAGCAAAAGCAGGUGACCAACGGUCGUUGA